AGUUGUGGUACCUUAUUUGAGAGCGAUUUAAUGAGACCGUUCUACGUGCACAAGGGGAAAGGAAACAGCUGAGUGGCUACGCGAAAGGCUGACCUACUUGCAUAGGAUAUUCAGGCUCUGAGGGGAGGAUGGAAACCGCGCUCAGCCGUGCGCCACGCAUCACCACCUGUCGGGAGAGAGAAUGGUCGGAUACUUUGGCGUCGUCUGCUAGCAAUGCCCGGUUGAGGGCAUCGCCCUCAGAGACGGUAAUGGUAUGGUAUUGGUAUGGCCCGCCAUAGUAUUGGUAUAGUUCCUUUGUGCGUGACACCAUCGACAGGGGACGCCACGACCUGAACAUUUCAGACAACCGUGUUCCGCAUACUACGACAGUACCUUCCAGGGCAGGCGCGGAAGGCGUUUAUUGCACUAACACACUCUCGAUAGGGCAUUUCAAUGAGCAUUUUCAAUAUGGACGGAAUAACAAGAGCGCGAACAACGAAGUGGAGGAAGAAGAAGGAGAACGGCGGCUGUUUCCCAACUCAUCUACUAUUCUGUAGCUAGGAACGGUCAGCUGGCGAUGGAGGGUAGAACUGUAUCGGGGACAUUUACUUCAGAAAUUCGACAUAUAAACUCGCGUUUUGUUAGUGCACUCCGAGGGACAGAGAACCAAUUGAAAGAGGGCAUCAAAGCGAACAAGAAUAUGCUCCUGAUUGUCUCAUUUUGCUUAGUCUUCUUGCUGGUACUCUCGGGUUUCGUGGUCAUUGACUUCUUUGGACUAUGGUCAAGGACAGAAGAUACCGACGCCAGCAUGGUCCGGCAACUAAGAAUGGACGAUUCACGCCGCGACGGCAGUCAUGCUCGUAAAGCUCGUUUCCCCCUCUUGUGCCACCUGACGUCACCGAGUCUCCUGCCCGACGAUUUCCAAUUCACGUCACUUCCCAUGUCUUGCAUCUGUGAUUACGUUAUACUGGAAAUUAAUAUGGACAGAGAUGCUUCUUGUAACCCCGAAGACCUUGACUUCCUCGAUGAAUACUUAGGAUCAAGCAAGGUGUUGUUGACGUUUCCCCGACUUAAAUGGAGAAUCAUGAAGAAAGCAGCCCGCUCUCAGGCCUUUAAAGAGAACGCUCGAGACCUCUACAAGAGACAGGGAGUUCGAGGCUUUGGACUUCUUUCAUUCCACUACAAGAGGCUUCAAGACCUUGAUGAAGAGACAAAGUCUAUCUUAGAAUUUUUCAACGUGUUGAAAGAAAGCCUACGAGCUGUGGGACAUCGAUCAAAAGUUGCCAACUUUUUCUCAAUCCAACCACGCUACCUCUCAGAGGGGAUGGAUACCUUCAAACGACUCUUCGUAGGGCUUGAGAGGAGAGUCAAGUUCAUAAUACUAGAAACUUUCACCAAGAGGAAGAGUAACUGCGUCGUUGAAGCGACAUCUUCCUGGACUGCCGACGGUGUUGCCGGCGACACGGAGCCCAACGUGAAAUCUGCCCUUGACCUGAUCCUGUCGGUCUCCACAUCACCUCAAGCCACAUACGUGAUCUCGUUUACGUUACGAGCAACAAAGUUUUCUGAUGUAAGCGGCACUGGAGAAGGAAUUAUUGGAAAAGAAUGCGCUAAGCUGGAUUACAAUAGCUAUCUUGAGUAUUGCGAACAUUCAAACGAAACGGAGCGGAAGACAGGGGCACGGUGGUCAGGAUACGACCGGUAUAAUAUCUUCGAGUUCUAUAAGGAUUCGCACAACGCGUACGGAUUCGAGACGACCCGUACCAUCGAAGAGAAGAUGAGGCGAGCGUUCAGCUACGUUGGGAGUGACCGCUUCAAGAUGGGAUGGAUGGCAUUCAACGUGACUGGCAACGUGGACAACGGGACAUGCGGGCCGGAAUACGCGCGCCUGCGCAGAACACGGGCCGUCAUUGAAGAAUUUAACUACUCCUAUCGCUAUAAAAAUUUUCCUACAGCAACUGCAUAGCACAUGGCCAUUAAAACCACACACGUC
This is a messenger RNA of Ornithodoros turicata, 1972 nucleotides long. RefSeq lists its product as uncharacterized. The coding region runs from base 557 to 1945 and encodes 462 amino acids. Lineage: Eukaryota; Metazoa; Arthropoda; Arachnida; Ixodida; Argasidae. The transcript has 12 exons. The record is from RefSeq and is a predicted model, not a curated record.